AUGUCAAAUCUUAGACUCUAUAGAGAAUAUGCCAGUAAAAAAAGUGGAAGGUCAGGAUGGGAAACAGUGUGUGUAAACCUCUCCGAUUGGUACAAAUUUAUCAAACAGUUCCGCAAAACAAACAAUUUUCAAGAAAGACAACUCUUCUCCUAUCUUACAGAUGAACUGUUUCCAUUGGUGGAAGUUCAGUUGAAGGAGAAAGAGAAUAGCUGUAUAGAUAAAGAAACACUCUCUCAAGAGGUGUUGACUAAAGAAACAGCAGAGUUGGCAGAAAUGUUAAAAGAUUCCUCAGAUACAAUGAACAAUCACGAGAUUAUUAGUCCAAAUAUUUCACCCGAGGCCAACCCUGAGCUGAAGGAAAUUUUAAAAGAUGAUUCCACCCCGCCCAAUAGCGAGAGAAAUAAAAAUAAAACUCCAGUUCCUUCAGCCAAAAUAAAUGGAGAAACAGAUGUAAAUAUAAAAACGGAAGAUAAUAAAAAUAAUAUCAAACCUAUAGUUGAUAACAAACAAGUAAAAGAUGAACCUGGUGUUGCUGUUACUAGUGCUGAGUACCCCCGAAAAAUGACCCCAGGGGCUCAGAGUGGACCAUUAAAUGCUUUACAACAUAUGACCAAUGAUCCACCUUUCAUGCAGCAGCACAGUCAGAUAUUUGUGUUCCCCACGGAAUUUGCUAAUCUAGCUGCUGAUAUGGUGCUUCAAGGACAGUGUGAAUCUAUCAUUGACUUUCAUUUGAGCAAUCCCAAAACUAAGGAAUUUCUUCAGCGUAAUCCAAUGAAGGGAAAUCCAAACCGUCCAAUGGCACCAGGAGGUGGAAUGCAGCAACAGUUUGGUCCUGGUAUGGGAAAUAAUAUAAGGAAUGCCAAUCCAAAUGCAAUGAAAAAUGCAGGAAUGUCUCCAGGUCCGGGUGGAAUGAUGCCUGGGAAUAAUAGUGUGGCUCAGUGGGUACAGCAACAAAACGCUCAUCUUGAGGAGCAGGGAAUCAUGAACAAUAUUCCUCCAAACGGUGGACAAUUUCAAAAUAAUCCACGAAUGAUGAACUGGAAUCAGCAAAUGAAUCAACAAGGCAAUAUGAACCCACAAAUGAACCCUCUUGGAAACUUAGACUUCGAUGACUUUCAGUUAGGUGCAUUGAAUCCUAAUAAUAUGAACUUGUUACAAAGUAAAGUGCCGAAUGAAAACUUAACUCCUGAACAAUUACAGAGGAGAGGUGCAUCGUUAGCAAAGUUACGGAAAUUUCAGGAAAUGUUAUUCCCCGAACAGCGUGAGGAUGUGUUCAUGGAUGGCCCUGGCGGUCCUGUAGGUCCAGGUGGUCCACCGGGACAAUGUCCCCCUGGUGGUCCAGGUCCUGGCCCUGGUCCAAAUCAAGGAAUGAUGCCUGAUGGAAUGAAUCCAAUGUUUCAACAGAACAUGAUGUCACAACAGCAUGGCAUGAUGGGACAGAAUAUGAUGCCACAACAAGGAAUGAUGGGUAAUCAGCAUGGUAUGAUGUCAUCGCAACAGCAACAGCAACAGUUCAUGAUAUCUCAACAGCAGAACAUGUCUCAAUUCGGACCUCAACCACCUCAGAACAUGCCGAACUUGUCUCCAUCUCAGCGUGAAUGGCAGCGAUUGCAGCAGGAAUACUAUAACAACAAAUUUAAACAUCAGCGAAUGGGAAUGGAUCCUGGUGGUGGAAAUGGUCCUCCUCCUCCACCAUAUUAUAGUUCAAUGGGACCGAAAGGAAUGUGUGGACCUACCUCACCUAACAUGAACGGACCUCAUAUGCCAGGUGGACCUGGUAUGGAAGGUGACAUGGGCUUUCCUCCUGGACCUAUGAGGAGACCCAUGGAUCCAAUGCACGGUGCUAUGAGUCCUAAUUUUAAUGGUCCAAUGCCACCUCAUGGACCGGGUUUUGAUCAACAAAUGAUGCCGAAUAUGCCAGGCCGAAAUAUGGCCACAAUGUUACCACCUACUCGUGGCAGAAAGAACUCAAAUGUUAGUUUAUUUCGUGCUGGAAAUCCAGAACAAUUUUGCCCCGAUCCUCCUCCGCGGAACGGAUUAGGAAGUAAACCACCACCUACUUACGCACAGGCCCAAAAACGAAAACGAGACGACAUGGAAGACAUUUAUAAAAAUUUACAACCCACUCCCUCACCCCAGCAACUGAACUAUCUGAAUCAGUUUGAAGGGCAGGAGUUAACGAUCACCAAACAACCUAACACAGCAUAUCAUGAAAGUGGGGCAGGCCACCCAGGUGAACCUCAUCCUGGAUUUUUACAAAAUCAAGUGAACUCUCCGAUGCAUCCUGGUGCAGGAAUGAACAAUAAAGGACCUUUGUCUAAUUCGAGUCAAAACUCAAGUGCUGGACCUUUAGGUAGUCCUGGACCUCUACCAGGAGGUAAUCAAAUGAUGGGAGGUGGUGCUAGUAUGAGAUUAUCCCAUUUUGAUCCUCCGAAUAAUAAUAUCACCAGUGCUCCAACCACCCCCACAGCCAAAGCCUCCAUGUCACAUAUUACCUCAUCAAGUUUAGCAAACCUUGCAAAAGGCGUCGAACAUUUGUCUAACCAAAUGCAACAAAAUAUGAUGCAAGGUGGUCCGUUCCACAGUAUUCAAGUUCAGGGACAAAGUGCAUCGAACGCAAACAAUAAUAAUAAUAGUGUGCAAAGUGGUAAUAACAAUAAUAAUAAUGGUUCUAACAAUGGUACUAAUCCAAGUGGUAAUAAUAAUAAUAGUAACAAUGGUACACCAGGGUCACAGGUUUCGCUUCCAACAACCACAGUGUCCAAUGUUUCGAGUGUUCCACAAUCUCAAGGAACUCCGAGUGUGAACAAUACGUAUGUGAACGCUACAAUGUCUAUUCAGCAGUUAAAUAUUCAAAGCGUGAAUGCUCCAAGUGGCCCUGGUUCAGGGUAUAACCCAACGAUGCAAGUCCAACAAAUGAACAAUGGAAUGUCACAAACUAGCAGUGCGCCUAAUGGUCCACAUAGUGGUCCCCCAUCCGUGCCUUCCUCACAUACCAAUCAUGUUUCAAUGUCCCAAGCUUCAACUAUGUUAUCAAAUAUGGGCUCAUUACCUCACGAUAUGCCCCCGUCAGGCCAUCCAGGGAUGCCAGGCCACAUGCAAGGUCCCAAUGGUCCUAUACCACAUGGUGCAAUGAUGCCCGGCGGACCCAGUCCAAUGUCCAAUCCCAUGUCUCAUCCAGGAAACUCAGGACAUUUCUCAAAUUCAGAGCCACCAUUACCUGGACCUGCCAUGACAAUUGCAGCAUCAAUGUCCCAGUCUCAAUCGAUCAUGGUCAACAAUGGAAUGGGACCCGGUUCCAGGCCUAUGGGAAAAUCACCAGGAUUCUCAAGUCCGCCACACCCUGGUAUGGGAUCAGCGGGAGGCCCGAACAAUAAUCCAAUGAUGGGAAACAGAAUGAGUUCGCCAAAUUAUCCACCAAAUUCUGUCGGGAAUGCCAAUGUCCAGAUUCAAGCCAAAACACCUAACACCAUCCAGUAUCUACCGGCUCAUCCUCCAAAUAACCAACCCAAUGGCAAUGGUCCUCAGAAACGACCGGAAUUAGACUUCAUGCAGCAAUUUAUAGAUGGGAAAGGUCCUUCAUCAACACUAAACUAUUUCCCUCCCAAUCAAAAUCAACCUGGUAGACCGCCUGGAGUAGGAUCACCUUUUUCAAGUCAACAACAAAUGGCUAUGCAGCAAUCCAUGAUGAUGCGAUCAAGUGGUACCCCAGAAUUUCCAAUGGGUGGUCCUGGUGGUAUGGGAGGACCCGGAGGAAUGCCAGGAAUGGGUGGACAAGGUAUGCCAGUAGGACCUGGUGGGAUGCAAGGUCCCGGAGGAAUGAACGGUCCUAUGCCUGGUGGCGGUAUGGGUCCCGGAGGAAUGCAGCAUGGUCCUGGUGGAAUGCAAGGAAUGGACCCAAUGGCUGGUGGUCCUGUAAUGACCAGUAUGCCUGAUUCUAUUAUGGCCAGUAUGGGAAUGGGUCCUGGCCCCGGAGGUCCUGGUCCUAUGAACAAUAUGGGAGGUAUGCCACCAAUGGGAGGAAUGAUGGGUAACGGUCGUCAAGGUAAUCCAGGAAUGAUGAGUAACGGACAGAUGAUGAGUGCUUCCAUGAUGCAAUCACAACACAUACAGAUGCAGGGUCCUGGACCUAGACCAAUGGGGAACAUGCCCCCAAUGCAGUCCCCUCCAGGAAUGAGGCAGUCAAAUCCUGGAAUGAGGAUGCCGGGUAUGAUGCCUGGUAACCCAGGUUACGGACCUCAACAAAUGUAUCCACCACAACAUAUGUAUGGGCAACCACGACAAAGGCAGAUGUCGCCAAUGGGCAUGAUGGGAAAUCAAGGACAACCUUAUAUGGGCAUGAUGCCACCAACGUGACCUGUUAAUCAUAAUAGUUGACGACAAAAUGUUUUUUUGAAUGCAUGAAAUAAUUUGAAUGUGAAACUUGGACAUCAUUGUUAUUAAUCAUGUGACCGGAUGUGUGGUGCGGAAGUGACGUCAUUUGUGAUGCUCAUUACAUGAGUGAGUGGUUCAUUCGUUAACGUGUUCAUUGUUUUUGAAUAGGCCUAUAAUUUUUUUACCAGCAUGAUAUCUUUGAAUACGAAUUGCCAAACGUUUGUUCAAUUCGAAAUUCGAUGUAGCGCCGUGUAAGUCGAGACAAUUAUAAAAAUUAACUGAGGCAAAGCAUAAAAUCUAGAUUCUAUUAAUGUUUUUGUGAAUUAUUGAGAUGCAUAAUUUGUUGAUGUUUUACAAAUGAUUGGAUGAAUGGUUUGUGCAAUAUUAUACUUUUAUAGUUUAGGGGAAAUAACUCGUACUAGCUUCAGACAACAUUGAUAUUCGAGGCUCAUAAUAUGAUAAAUUCUUGGUUUUGUUUCACAUGAGCUCAUACGAUCUGUAGUUUCUUGCAAAAAUGGCUCAACAUCGCAACCGGUGGACACAUUUUUAGCCCUUAAUUAAGGACACCUUGAUGUAGUAAACCUAGCUAAACAUGUCCACCAUAGAAGCAGAUGACCCCCUUGUGGGAAUUCUGACCAAAUUUGUCCAUCUUUAACACCUGUUACCUAACGUAGUGUAGUUGGGGUAAUUUGGCUAAACAUUUCCACCACCAGAAACAGUUAACCUUAACUAAGAAUCGAGAACAGUAGACCUCAGUUGUGCAGAAGUAAUGAUGUUUGAAAGAUUUAUUUUUGAUAUAUUUUAUAAAGUGAAAGUGAGAGGUAGAAUAGUAAUGUUUAUAUCUGUAUGGAUAACCAAUCGUGUAAUAUAUUGUACAGUUAUUUUGAUAAAGGAAUGCCUUAAUAAUCAGUUUGACGCAACGGAUAUUUUUUUUCAUUGUCUGUUGAUUGUAGAAAACAAACAUAAUUCUCAAUAGAACAAAAUGUUACAGUUAUUA
Molecule: messenger RNA, 5371 nt
Organism: Lottia gigantea (owl limpet)
Lineage: Eukaryota; Metazoa; Mollusca; Gastropoda; Lottiidae
Exons: 6
Coding region: 1-4356 (1451 amino acids)
Source: RefSeq, a predicted model, not a curated record